Molecule: messenger RNA, 1221 nt
Organism: Arabidopsis lyrata subsp. lyrata
Lineage: Eukaryota; Viridiplantae; Streptophyta; Magnoliopsida; Brassicales; Brassicaceae
Exons: 3
Coding region: 175-1053 (292 amino acids)
Source: RefSeq, a predicted model, not a curated record
UUGUAGAUAGAAAACAUUUUGAAAAUUUUAUGAUAUAUAUUUUUUUAUUAACUCUAUAAUUUAUGUAUUUUAAAUGGGCCCAUUUUGACUUUGAGAAAAUAAAAGGCCCAAAUAGAAAGCCUAUAGUUCAUUAGGAAGCCUUCUUUUAGACGGUUUUUCCAGAUCUAGAAAACAAUGCAAUCUUCUCCCAUCUUAUUAGACUUCUCCUCCGCCUUUCACCACCCACGCGCCGCCGCUUUAGCCACCACCUCCGCCGUAACGAUUUCACAGUCUCCGACUAAAUUUUUUCACUCGCUAUCCUCUUUUUCACCUUCCUCGACACUCUUAGCUUCUUCUUCUUCUUCUCGUAGAUGUUUCACCUGCCGAUUUGGCGACGGUUCUUCGCGGUUCGAUUCAAGCGAAGAUGAAACUGAAAUUGAAAUUGAAAUUGAUGAUGAAGAUGAUUAUUGUUUGACAGAUGGGAAGACAGAGGAAUUGAUAGGCGACGAUGGUGUUCUUAUAGAGGUGAAGAAACUCGAGAAGAGCUCUCGUCGAAUUCGUUCGAAGAUUGGAAUGGAAGCGAGUCUCGAUUCCGUUUGGAGUGUAUUGACUGAUUACGAGAAGUUAUCUGAUUUCAUUCCAGGUCUCGUUGUUAGCGAAUUGGUCGAGAAAGAAGGCAAUCGUGUUCGUCUUUUCCAGAUGGGACAGCAGAAUUUAGCACUUGGUCUUAAGUUCAAUGCCAAAGCUGUUUUAGAUUGUUUUGAGAAAGAGCUUGAGAUUUUGCCUCAUGGGAGGAGACGUGAAAUCGACUUUAAGAUGGUCGAAGGCGAUUUCCAAUUGUUUGAAGGCAAAUGGUCUAUCGAACAACUCGACAAAGGGAUUCAUGGGGAGUCUUUGGAUUUACAAUUUAAAGAUUUUCGGACGACGCUUGCAUACACUGUGGAUGUAAAACCGAAGAUGUGGUUACCAGUGCGGCUAGUUGAAGGAAGAUUGUGCAAAGAGAUCAAAACAAAUCUUACGAGUAUCCGAGAUGCAGCUCAGAAAGUUAUUGAAGGUGUUAUUCAUGAUCUUUGAGUUUUCUCCUUUAAGCCAAGCUGAGGUAGUGUACCACUUCUCUGCAGGUUAGAUAUAGAUACAAAUAAGCCUGUAUAAUUUUAAAUCUUAUGUAACUUUACAUUCACAGUUGUUCUCAAUUGUAUAUUCUGAAUCUUGAGGCUUUCAAUAUACCAAGUUUUUUCGACA